AAUUAAAUUUAUUGUUUUUAUUGCUGCCACCAUUCCCCCUACACCACCAACAACAUGCCUUAUGCUGCUGCUGCUACUUUGCUUACCUCCUUGACAGAAUUCUCUCCAGCCGUGAAGCGCAGUAUAUGUGUCUGCUGUUUGUUGUUGUUAUUGUUAAUAAUGAAAAUUUAUUUAAAUAAAAUUCAAUUUAAGAAAUUCAUAUUUUGUCAUCUCGUUGUGCUCUGUGGCUUAAUUCUCCACUCGACAGUCAAUUGUCGUCGCAGUGUUGUUGUGCAUGCUGUUGGCUACUGCUGCUGAUGGCUGCGAGCGAAUCUGUAUUUUUGUUAUUGUUGCUUUUGUGUUUUUUGAGAAAUCGGAAUACAAAACAAGUGUUGUGAUAAGUUUGUUUGCAAAUGUAUGUUAAAUUUUAUGCUAAUGAAGCAGAACAAAAAUAAAACCCUGCAGUCAGCAUAAACUCAGGCAAUUUGCAAAAUCAUUUAAGAAUUUUAUAUUGAAAAGAAGAAAAUAAAGAGCUAAAAGUCAAGCCACAAAAUACAUAAUAUAAUAAACCAAAACAGCAACCAACCAACUAUCCUCACUCACCAUGGAUUCAGAUUCGGAUAAUGAACAAUCGGUACUAUGCGAGAAAAUCAUCAAUGACAUGCACACUGUUUUUCUCAAGGACACUGAAUUAUCAUCAUUUGAAAUCAUACCCACUGUCUUGAAUCGCAACAAAUCACCUGUUAUACAUGUGGAACAUAACAUGGGCCUGGAAUCAUGGUGUGCCAAACAUGUAUAUGAUCAUGCCCAUCGCAUGCUGAUGGGCUACAAGAAACAAACUGUACAACGCUAUGUCCAACAGAGUGAUAAUCUGCUGAAGUACCUGAAUGUAGCAUUACUCAUUAAUCCCGAUGUAACUGCCUUUUGGCAUAUACGUAGGCAACUGGUGCAAAAGAAUCGCCUGAAAAUGAAUCGAGAGCUGAAGUUUUCCACUUUGGUGUUGAGCAAGAAACCCAAAUCCAAUGAAGCUUUUGCCUACAGGAGAUGGUUGUAUUCUUUUCAGAGUGCCGAUGCCAUUGAUUGGCAUCAUGAAAUUGGCAUUUGUGAACGCUGUGCCGAUCGCAGUUCCAGCAAUUAUCAUGCCUGGUCUCAUCGCCAGUGGGUCUUGCAAAAUGCCCCCAUAUUGAUACGUGCCGAGAUUAUGCGCUCCGAAAAAUUUAUGCGCAAACAUAUCAGCGACUAUAGCAGCUAUCACUAUCGCCAAUUGCUGAUAUCCUAUGCCUAUAAGAUGAGCUAUUAUGAUGCCGAGGAGCUGCCACAAUUGUUCGAUUUGAAGGAACUAAUCAGCUACUAUCUGAUUGCCGAUGUUCAAAGUCCUGCACAAAUUUUACAAAUUAUGCUGCCCGGCAUAGAUCAGGCAGCGGUGGGAGAGGCCCGUCUAAAAUCGUUCCUAUACUGCUGUAAUUUAUCGGCCCACGAUAUGCGCCUAUGUGAUGAUCAAAAGAAUAUGUAUGGCGAACGGGAAUCCUUUGAACUGCAUCGCCGAGCUUCUUUAAAAUUCAUAGUGGAACAAUGUGUACGCCUGCUAAGUGGAGGAGAUAUGAUGGGCAUGUAUUCACCGCCCGCCACACCGGUGCAACAGCAAGAAUUCAAUUUGCAUUUAAGAAAAUUCAAUUAUAAUUCCUAUGAAUUUUUAACAGCCCUCAAGAAGUCCGAAAGUCUUUUGGGCUCAAAACAUCGAAAAUGGUGUUCAUUGUUUUUGGGUUUCGAUUAUGAGACAGGAGCUGCCUAGAAGAGACAAAGAUUAUGUUAAAUAAUAGAAGAAGAAUGCUAUAGUUUGAGCGAUUUGUUAUACAAUAUGUGCAAUGUGCAAUGAAGUAUCUGUAUUAUCUCAGAUAGAUAUAUAAUAAUACAUUUUUUUUUACCAUACAACUCCACAACUCGAUGGGAUGAUGAGGAUAGUUUAGUAGUUAUACAAAUUUCAUUAUAAAAGAAGAAAAUUCAUGCAAAUUGUACCAGCAACACUUUAAUUGAAAAUAAAUAUUGAGUUCAAUUAAUAAAUUAA
Molecule: messenger RNA, 2044 nt
Organism: Stomoxys calcitrans (stable fly)
Lineage: Eukaryota; Metazoa; Arthropoda; Insecta; Diptera; Muscidae
Gene: temp
Product: protein prenyltransferase alpha subunit repeat-containing protein 1
Exons: 4
Coding region: 584-1771 (395 amino acids)
Biological process (GO): protein prenylation
Cellular component (GO): cytoplasm
Molecular function (GO): protein prenyltransferase activity
Source: RefSeq, a predicted model, not a curated record